AUGAAGAUCACCAGCUCAGCAGAGACUGAAGCAAUUACUUCACAAAAGUUGGUCAAGGGCCAUGCUUACUCUGUCACUGGAGCAGAAACAGUGAAUUAUCAAGGUGAUGAAGAGAAACUGAUCCGAAUCAGGAACCCUUGGGGUCAAGUGGAAUGGACUGGAAGCUGGUGUGACGAGGCACCUGAGUGGGAUUGCAUCCCUGGUGAAGAAAGAGAUCGACUGCGUGACGAAUCCGAAGAUGGAGAAUUCUGGAUGUCAUUUACCGACUUUCUCCAAAAUUUCUCGCGAGUGGAAAUCUGCAAUCUCACUCCUGACACACUUAGCAGUGAAGAAGUUCACAAGUGGAGCAUGAUGAUAUAUAAUGGCACUUGGAGGUCUGGAUCUACUGCAGGAGGAUGUCGAAACUAUCCACGAACAUUUUGGACAAAUCCUCAAUUUAAAAUCCAGCUGGAUGAAGCAGACGAGGAUCCUGCAGAUGACGAUGAUAAAUGUAGCUUUCUGGUUGGCGUGAUUCAGAAGAAUCGUAGAAAGCAAAGAAAAAUGGGUCAAGACAUGCAUACCAUAGGCUUCGCUAUCUAUGAGGUCCCUGACGAGUAUAAAGACCGAACUAAUAUUCAGCUGAGGAGAGAUUUUUUCAUGACGCAUGCAGCCAGAGCGAGAUCAGAAACCUUCAUCAAUCUGCGAGAGGUCAUGAGCCGUCUUGCUCUUGAACCUGGACAGUAUUUCAUUGUACCAUCCACUUUUGAGCCACAUAAAAAUGGAGAUUUUGCAAUUCGUCUAUUUACAGAGAAACAAACUGAUGUUCAAGUGAUAGAUGUUGAGGUUGAUGCAAGACUGGAAGACGAGGAGGUUGAUGAAGACGAUAUUAGUGCCAAUUUUGAGACUUUGUUUGAUCAUUUAGCAGGGCAGGAUGCAGAGAUUUCUUCCUUUGAGCUACAAAGAAUACUGAACAGAAUUGUGUCUAACAGUGUGCAAGAGAAAAUGGGCAUAAUGAACAGAGGAGUAGUGUAUGCUCUGUGGGAUUAUGACUCUCAAACUGAAGAUGAGUUAUCGUUUAAGGAAGGAGACUGUAUGUCAAUUAUCCGACGAGAAGAUGAAGCCGAGAUUGAAUGGUGGUGGGCACGACUAAAUGAUGGGGAAGGAUAUGUGUCACGCAACUUACUUGGUCUGAUGGCACUUGCUGAGUUUUGUUCCAUCAACCAACGCCAAUUAAUGAGCACAAUUUAG
This is a messenger RNA of Rhincodon typus (whale shark), 1227 nucleotides long. Its product is annotated as calpain-2 catalytic subunit-like. Gene Ontology annotation, molecular function: calcium-dependent cysteine-type endopeptidase activity; protein binding. The record is from RefSeq and is a predicted model, not a curated record. The coding region runs from base 1 to 1227 and encodes 408 amino acids. The transcript has 13 exons. NCBI's taxonomy places the organism in Eukaryota, Metazoa, Chordata, Chondrichthyes, Orectolobiformes, Rhincodontidae. Gene Ontology annotation, biological process: proteolysis. Gene Ontology annotation, cellular component: cytoplasm.